Messenger RNA from Triticum urartu, 1720 nucleotides. RefSeq names its product sporulation 11-2 (gene SPO11-2). Gene Ontology annotation, molecular function: ATP binding; DNA topoisomerase type II (double strand cut, ATP-hydrolyzing) activity; DNA binding. Gene Ontology annotation, biological process: meiotic DNA double-strand break processing; reciprocal meiotic recombination; meiotic DNA double-strand break formation. Gene Ontology annotation, cellular component: nuclear chromosome. Lineage: Eukaryota; Viridiplantae; Streptophyta; Magnoliopsida; Poales; Poaceae. The record is from RefSeq and is a predicted model, not a curated record.
CCUCUAAGGGCCGGCUGCCAUUUCGUCCCCCCGAGGAAGGAAGUGCGGUGCGGAUGGCGGAUGGCGGAGGCGGAGGCGGACGUGCCCGCGGCCUCGCUCUUCGGUGCGGACCGCCGCCUCUGCUCAGCCGACAUGCUCUCGCCGCCCGAGGUUCGGGCAAGGAUCGAGGUGGCGGUGCUCAAUUUCCUCGCCGCGCUCUCGUCUCCCUCUUCUCCGGCGAUCUCUGUCCUCCCCCUGAUUUCCCGCAAGUCCACCAAUUGCAGCCUGCGCAGCGGCUUGCUGAGCGAUGUUUCAUCGGUUUAUCUGUCCUACGCCUUUUGCAAGAGGUCACUAAUGAGAGAAAAUGAUGCCAAGGCAUUCGUCAGAGUAUGGAAAGUCAUGGAGAUGUGCUACAAGAUCUUGGGCGAAGGGAAGCUUGUCACCCAGCGGGAGUUGUUCUACAAACUACUAUCGGACUCACCCAAGUACUUCAGCUGUCAGCGUCAUGUCAAUCAAACUAUCCAAGAUGUUGUUUCAUUGCUCCGUUGCACAAGGCAGAGUUUAGGAAUCAUGGCAUCAAGUAGAGGGGCUCUGAUUGGACGACUUGUGUUGCAUGAACCGGAGGAAGAACACAUUGAUUGUUCCAUUCUUGGACCUUCUGGGCAUGCCAUUACUGGGGAUCUGAACCAAUUGAGCAGAUUAAAUUUGUCUUCAGAUGCCCGUUAUCUCAUUCUAGUGGAGAAGGAUGCCAUAUUUCAGAGGCUGGCUGAAGACCGCUUAUAUAAUCAGAUUCCAUGUAUCCUCAUCACUGCAAAAGGAUAUCCUGAUAUCGCCACAAGGUUUAUCUUGCAUCGACUGAGCCAGACUUUUCCAAAUAUGCCAAUAUUUGCAUUAGUGGACUGGAACCCUGCGGGGCUCUCUAUACUGUGUACUUACAAAUAUGGAAGCAUAUCAAUGGGCUUGGAAUCAUACAGAUACGCUUGCAAUGUAAAAUGGCUUGGACUAAGAGGAGAUGAUCUGCAACUUAUCCCUCAGAGUGCAUUCCAGGAGUUGAAACCUCGUGAUUUGCAGAUCGCCAAAAGCUUGCUGUCAUCUAAGUUUCUGCAGGGUCAAUUAAUAUGGAUCGGAGGGAGUAGUUUCUUCUCUGAAUUCCAGUACAGCGCCAAGGAGACCGCCUAAUGCAUUGCCCCUCCAACUUCAAUACCGGGAAGUUAUAAGCUGGUGUUGUGCCUGCAGGACACGCACAGGGCAGAGUUGACGCGGAUGGUCAAGACGGGCACGCGUGCUGAGAUCGAAGCUCUCUACUGCCAUGGAUUUGAUUUCCUGGGGAAGUUCAUCGCCAGGAAGAUUGUGCAGGGUGACUACAUUUGACAGAGUGCAGCGUUGCUUGCUUGUCUCGUUUCUUGUUCUCUUCUGCACGGCUCAUGAUGACCAGGCUACUGGUACGGCAGUGUAAGUGUCUCCGUUAAUUGGAGAGCGAGAUCGUGCACGGCUCGUGAUGGCUGGUGAGGUCUGAACUUUGAAAAACAUCCAUAGAGCAAAGCGGAUAGUGUAAGUUGUUCCUCCGAGAGUGGAACGAUAGCAAUUAGCAAGUGAGCAGGCGGUCAGGGUAAUUCAGUUUCUGGUGUAUGCGUAUGCCUUCUGCGCUCCCUGGCAGCACUCUCCCCAUAAAAUUAGCCAUCCAAACCUUGCAGACAUUGAUCAUUCUUUACUUCCUUACUUUUUUAAGAGAAGGCCACCA